Messenger RNA from Zea mays, 1451 nucleotides. RefSeq lists its product as uncharacterized. Gene Ontology annotation, biological process: protein ubiquitination. The record is from RefSeq and is a predicted model, not a curated record. NCBI's taxonomy places the organism in Eukaryota, Viridiplantae, Streptophyta, Magnoliopsida, Poales, Poaceae. The transcript has 9 exons. Gene Ontology annotation, molecular function: zinc ion binding; ubiquitin-protein transferase activity. Gene Ontology annotation, cellular component: membrane. Bases 459 to 1223 code for a protein of 254 amino acids.
GUGGGGACGCGCGCGGCAGGUAAGCAGCCGAGCAGGACCGUGCGCCUAGAAUGUGGACGACUAUGGUACAAACAUAAGUAUUAGAGGUUUGCACGACGUCUGGUGUGUGCGAGCUCACAGUCACAAAAGAAACGAUGUCCACUGGCGAACUGACGGCUCCGUCAUGCGGCGAUCGAUAAAAAUGCCGCGAGGCCACCACGCGAGACGAACGCAAACGAAGUGCGGAAAAUAGGCCUAUUUUUUCUUCUUCCUCGUAGAGAUAUUUCGGAAGAGGGAGUGCGUGCCUUCCUCUCAGCUGAUUCGCCGAGACGAGGGCUUCGAUUCGAUCCAGGAGUCGCCCAAAUCGUCUUGUCUUCGACUUCGGUUCAACCCCCGAAACGAAAUUUCUAGGGACACGAGAUCCUCUAGAGGGUUGUGCUGUUUGGCGUGAGGCUUUGGGGGCGAUUUGCUUUGCUCGCAUGGGGGAUCAUGUCGCUGUGGAUGUUGGGGAGCUCGUUGCGUCCCGAGUCGGUGAGGCAGCGGGGCUAUUGUCCGGCGGCAAGGAGGAAAUGAAGGCGCUGGCUGGGAUGGUGGAGUGCCGCAUUUGCCAGGAGGAGGACCUCGCAAAGAACCUCGAGAGCCCCUGUGCUUGCAGCGGCAGCCUCAAGUAUGCUCACAGGGAAUGUGUGCAACGUUGGUGCAAUGAGAAAGGAGAUAUAAUCUGUGAAAUCUGCCAUGAGUCGUACAAGCCUGGUUACACUGCCCCAACCCAGGUGCAUCAUGAUGAAACUACCAUAGAGAUAAGUGGUGGAGAUUGGACCAUCUCUGGCAACCGUUUGGAUUUACAUGAUCCCAGAAUAUUGGCAAUGGCUGCUGCUCAACACCGUUUACUUGAAGACGAGUACGAUGAAUAUACUGCAACAAACAAUAACGCUGCUGUGUUUUGCCGCUCUAUAUUUCUGAUUUUGAUGGCCCUUCUGCUCCUGAGGCAUACAUUGACCAUUACUAACAGUGAUGAUGAAGAUGAUGCAUCUGCUAUUUUCUCGCUAUUUCUUUUGAGAGCCGCUGGAUUUUUGCUGCCAUGCUAUAUUAUGGCUUGGGCUAUUAGUAUCAUGCAGCGUCAAAGACAAAGACAGGAAGAAGCAAUGCUGUUACCAACGGAAGUGGCGAUCAUUCUGCACCCGGACGGAAGAACAAUGCAAUUUGCGGUGGCACCAGCGGAAUCUCCUGCAUCACAUCAGUGACAGGCUCACAGGCCUGCCUCGGAAUCUCAGCAUCUGGUCUUAAAGGUGGAAAGACGAGGACGUUGUGCAAUUCAUGUUGUGCCUUCGAAUUUAGUUAACUUUCAAGCGGAGAUUCAAUGUUUGUUCGAUGGGCUCUCAGCACCUUCUGUACAUAAAGAGAUUUAUCUAAUAACUAAUAAGUGAAUAUAAGUUAAAUCAACACAAAGUUUGAUUUUGUAUUGUGGUAUA